AUGUACGAUCACUUUCCAGAUAGGGUAUUGCGUCAAUAUGGACAUGUCCAAACCAUCCCUGGUUCACCUUUGGAGAUAGUAGGUCAGACGACCACACCAGAGGAAAUGGACAUCAUGUUUACGCAAUACGUUGUGCAUGUAGUUGACGAUGUGGCAAUUGUACAGGGACAUGCAGACUGCGCAAAUGAGUACAUGGAUUGGUUUCGUCGGGUUUCUCAUCCAUAUAUCAUUCGUAGACAACCAGUCCAUGUAGCUCCUUCGGUUGAAGAACCUGCCGAUGAUGAUUAUGCUUCAGCUCCAGUUCAAACAACGAGUCGGGCAAUACAAAUUGCAGAGGAGCUUCUUGGUCGACAACUGGUAUUACCUGAUGGCAUGACACUCGUGAACGAAUUAAUUUUGGUGUUGCGGUCUCAGAUGGGUGGUGGUAGAUAUUGGACCAACGUAGUACCAUAUCGUAGGAGACAUAGAGGGACUUAG
This is a messenger RNA of Cicer arietinum (chickpea), 477 nucleotides long. The record is from RefSeq and is a predicted model, not a curated record. Lineage: Eukaryota; Viridiplantae; Streptophyta; Magnoliopsida; Fabales; Fabaceae.